Messenger RNA from Lachancea fermentati, 918 nucleotides. The record is from the annotation of a GenBank genome assembly. Lineage: Eukaryota; Fungi; Ascomycota; Saccharomycetes; Saccharomycetales; Saccharomycetaceae.
AUGAACAAGUUGCGUUCCAUAUAUAAGUUUUUCACCGCUAUCGAACAGAGCGAGGGAGUGGGUGCUCGUGUGAGAAGAUCGAUAGGGACCAUGAAGUUGAGAAACUUCACGCCAUUCCUCAUGUUGGAUCAUUUUAGCGUGGCUCCUCCUGCAGGAUUCCCAGAUCAUCCACAUCAUGGGCAGGAGACGAUCACAUAUAUCUUGAGCGGAAUGGUGGCUCACGAGGACUUCACUGGGUCGAAAGGUGUGUUGUAUCCAGGCGACUUGCAAUUUAUGACUGCGGGGAAGGGUAUUGUGCACUCUGAAAUACCAGUAGGUCUAGAGUCUGGAGAGCCCGCGGUUGGUCUUCAAUUGUGGGUUGACUUGCCAUCGGAACUGAAAGAUUGUGAGCCCCGUUACAGGGACCUCCGUAAGGGCGAGACACCAAUUGCCAAGCCAUCAGAGUCUUUGCAGGUGAGGGUAAUUAGCGGUGAGUCCUACGGUGUCUCUUCGCUCAGCGAGCUGGCUUACACACCAGUGAGUUUUUAUCACUUCAUCGCCUCUCAGAAGGGCACAGAAUUCGAGCAGGCAUUCCCUGAAAAUUUCAAUGUUUUCAUGUAUGUUUUAGAGGGCAGUGUGAGCGUCAACGAUAAGGAAUUUCCACAAUACUCAACAGUGUUUUUCAACGCUGAUGGCGAGGGUGUGAAAGGUGUCAGCGUUUCAGAUAACGCUGAGUUUGUAUUGAUAGGUGGUGAAAUCCUCGAACAGCCUGUUGUACAGUACGGCCCCUUCGUUGAAACUACUAAGGAACGUAUAAUAAAGGUGUUUGACAAUUACCAGAGCGGUACCAAUGGGUUUGAAAGAGCCCCUGGGUGGUCAUCAUCUAUUUCCGGAGGUAUCGUCGAAGGCGAUGUGGAGAAUUUCGAAAAAUCUUCCUGA